This is a messenger RNA of Cariama cristata (Red-legged seriema), 311 nucleotides long. RefSeq names its product O-6-methylguanine-DNA methyltransferase (gene MGMT). Gene Ontology annotation, molecular function: methylated-DNA-[protein]-cysteine S-methyltransferase activity. The record is from RefSeq and is a predicted model, not a curated record. Gene Ontology annotation, cellular component: nucleus. NCBI's taxonomy places the organism in Eukaryota, Metazoa, Chordata, Aves, Cariamiformes, Cariamidae. Gene Ontology annotation, biological process: DNA repair. The transcript is spliced from 2 exons. The annotation marks the transcript as partial.
CCACGCAUACGAGCAGUCCUCGCUUCAUCUUCUUUGCAGAUUCGUUCACCAGACAAGUGCUGUGGACCCUGUUGAGAGACGUGAAGUUCGGGGAGGCCGUUUCCUACAAGCAAUUAGCAGACCUCGCAGGCAACGGCAGAGCGGCGAGAGCGGUGGGAGGAGCGAUGAGGACCAAUCCUAUCCCAAUUAUAAUCCCGUGCCACAGGGUGAUUCGCAGCAGUGGGCAGAGCGGCAACUACGGAGGAGGAAACCUUAUGAAAGAGUGGCUUUUGUCGCACGAGAAGCUCCAGAAAGAGAAGUUAGCAUAUUGA